Rattus rattus (black rat) is the source of this 1542-nucleotide messenger RNA. RefSeq names its product PAXX non-homologous end joining factor (gene Paxx). Bases 744 to 1361 code for a protein of 205 amino acids. The transcript has 7 exons. Gene Ontology annotation, molecular function: molecular adaptor activity. The record is from RefSeq and is a predicted model, not a curated record. Gene Ontology annotation, biological process: double-strand break repair via nonhomologous end joining. NCBI's taxonomy places the organism in Eukaryota, Metazoa, Chordata, Mammalia, Rodentia, Muridae. Gene Ontology annotation, cellular component: site of double-strand break; nucleus; nonhomologous end joining complex.
UGCUGUCCUAUUGGAUUAUUCAUCCCUCCCAUUAGAUCUCAGGUUCCAGAGACCUUGUGGUGGUGAAGGUGUCCUCAGGGCCAACAGGUAGCACACAGAGGAUGGUGGUGACUCGAGCAAUGGGAGGGUAUUGCCAGGGAGAAAAUUAUGUGGGGAGGUCUCCAAACGUUUGUCAAAUGUACUGUACUUACUCUUGUAUUUUGUUACAACUCAGCUUUGAAAAGAGAUGUGUUUAUAUCUAAAGUGACAUGAAGGGACAAGUGACCAACAGUUUGGAGGCCCUCCAGGACAAGCCCAUGGGAGAUAGAUAGGAAAAGAGGACCGGCAUUGAAGAGCAGCAGAUGUGUGCGGUUGCUAAGAGGGACCUAGAAAAGCGGAGGAGCACAGGGAGUGAGGCCAUAGUAGAUCUCUGCUAGGGUGCAAGGGCCACAUGGCAAAGCCCAGAAUAGCACUGAGGAGCCUACUUCUGACGGCGCUAAGGCGCUAAGCCCCGUCUUCCGAGUGCCUCCAGCCACGCCCACGCGCUAAGCCACGCCCUCUAGGUACCCCAGUCUGGAUUCCGGAAACAACGUCAACCUUGAGUACCGCCGGUCCCUGCAGUCUUGUCCUUCCGUCCCUCCAGACACCAGAAGUUCCGCCUCUGAACGGACGUCUUAGCUUGCGAGUCACCGAGUUCGUACUUCUGCGCAGGCGCCCUGAGCCUGUCUUUGGCUUGGCUCUAGCGGAGAGACCGCCCUGCUGUCAUGGCUCCUCCGCCCUUGUCGCUGCCGCUUUGCAUUCUGCCGCCGGGCUCCGGCUCUCCCCGCUUGGUGUGCUACUGCGAGCCGGAGAAUGGUGGAGACGGGGACCGCGACGACUUCAACCUCUAUGUGACGGACGCCGCGGAGCUCUGGAGCACCUGCUUCUCGCCUGACAGCCUGGCGACGCUCAAAGCCCGAUUUGGCCUAAGUGGGACUGAGGAUAUCCAUUCCCGGUUCAGGGCAGCCUGCCAACAGCAGGCAGUGACUGUAAGACUGCAAGAGGACAGAGCAUUGAUGACCCUUUCAGGGGAUACCUCUGCCCUGGCCUUUGACCUCUCCAAGGUACCCAGCCCAGAGGCAGCCCCCAGGCUGCAGGCUUUGACUCUCAGCCUGGCAGAGCAUGUAUGCAACCUGGAGAGGCGGCUGGCAGCCGCAGAAGAGACCGCCACUAGCCCCAGGAAGAGCACCCAGCCAGCAGGCACUCAGUUCUUACCAGAACUUGAUCACCAGAGAGGCAGCUCUGGGUCUGGGGUCAGGAGACGGUGUCCAGGGGAGUCUCUCGUCAACCCUGGUUUCAAAAGUAAGAAACCAGCUGGUGGUGUAGACUUCGAUGAGACCUGAAGCUAGCAAAGCCUGUGUGACCUUGCCAGGAGUCUGUCUGCAAGGAAAGGGGACAUCUAGGACCCCUAACCAGAGACACCCUUUGCUUCACUUCCCCUGUGGUCCUGCUGAUGGGCAAAAGUACCUCUCAUCCCUUCCCCAUCAAAUAAACCACUCCCUUGGGGGGAGAUGCUAGGCCAGA